AUGGAGGAACCCUCCGUACCCGAAAUUGUUCUCCAUGGACUUGUCUCUCCAUAUGCUCAUGGAGAAGUCCUCAGUCACCCCGUCUUGCACCAAAACAAGACCCUCUUUGCUACACCGAACCAGGCCUUCCGAAAAACGCUUGUGCUGGCGGCCGGUCAAGAAUUGACCACUGCGAUGAGAGGGAGCCGGCACGAGGACUGCACCCCAGAGGAGACGGAUUAUAUUCGUCGAGAGCGCGAAAAGUACAAACUGCUGGCUAAACACUAA
This is a messenger RNA of Letharia columbiana, 267 nucleotides long. RefSeq lists its product as uncharacterized. The transcript has a single exon. Bases 1 to 267 code for a protein of 88 amino acids. NCBI's taxonomy places the organism in Eukaryota, Fungi, Ascomycota, Lecanoromycetes, Lecanorales, Parmeliaceae. The record is from RefSeq and is a predicted model, not a curated record.